CAAAAUUCAAAAAGAUACUCCGUAGAAGGGCAAAUUCAGCAUUGUGCGGAGUAUAUAUACAGCGAAACAGAGCUGAGAGCUUCAGAAUUCAACUACCAACACGCCUCUGCGCUCUCUCUCUACAAAAUAUCUGUCCUUUUUCAACGCAGUCGUCGAUCUAUGACGACCCAUAGCACUGACGAUGGCUUCGCCGGCGACGUCAGGCGCCCGAAGACCAAGAUUGUCUGCACUCUUGGACCGGCGUCCCGGUCAGUGCCCAUGGUCGAAAAGCUUCUCCGUGCCGGGAUGAACGUCGCGCGCUUCAACUUUUCUCACGGAUCUCACGAGUACCACCAGGAAACCCUCAAUAACCUCCGUCAGGCUAUGGACAAUACCGGUAUUCUGUGCGCCGUUAUGCUUGACACUAAGGGUCCAGAAAUUCGGACUGGGUUUUUGAAAGAUGGAAAGCCUGUCCAAUUGAAACAGGGCCAAGAGAUUACAAUUUCUACUGAUUACAGCAUCAAGGGGGAUGAAAACAUGAUUUGCAUGAGCUAUAAAAAGUUGGCUGAAGAUGUAUAUCCUCAAAGUACAAUACUAUGCGCAGAUGGUACCAUAUCUUUUACUGUCUUGUCGUGUGAUAAAGAGAAAGGUCUUGUGCGAUGCCGCUGUGAAAACUCUGCUGUUAUUGGCGAGAGAAAGAACGUCAAUCUCCCGGGGGUGAUUGUGGACCUGCCAACCUUAACAGAUAAAGACAAGGAUGAUAUCUUAAAGUGGGGGAUACCUAACCAAAUUGACAUGAUUGCUUUGUCUUUUGUUCGCAAGGGCUCAGAUCUUGUAGAAGUCCGUAAGCUGCUGGGUCCACAUGCAAAGAAAAUCAUUCUUAUGUCAAAGGUUGAAAACCAAGAAGGUGUUGCAAACUUUGAUGACAUUCUUGCCAACUCUGAUGCAUUUAUGGUGGCACGUGGUGAUCUGGGAAUGGAGAUACCAAUUGAGAAGAUAUUUUUAGCUCAGAAGGUAAUGAUCUACAAGUGCAACAUCCAGGGGAAGCCUGUAGUGACCGCAACUCAGAUGUUAGAAUCUAUGAUCAAGUCCCCAAGGCCAACCCGUGCUGAAGCAACAGAUGUUGCCAAUGCCGUUCUUGACGGGACGGAUUGUGUGAUGCUCAGUGGGGAAACAGCUGCAGGAGCUUAUCCCGAGCUUGCCGUGAGAACCAUGGCCAAAAUUUGUAUAGAAGCAGAGAACACAAUUGAUUACGGAGACGUGUUCAAACGAGUGAUGGCAAGUGCACCUGUUCCCAUGAGCCCACUAGAGAGCCUUGCGUCUUCUGCCGUCCGAACAGCAAACUCUGCAAAGGCCUCUCUUAUCCUUGUCCUGACCAGGGGAGGAAGUACGGCAAAGAUGGUGGCCAAAUACAGGCCAGGGAUGCCAAUAUUGUCUGUAGUUGUCCCUGAGAUAAAGACAGACUCCUUUGACUGGUCAUGUAGCGAUGAGUACCCUGCAAGGCAUAGUCUUAUUUUCAGGGGUCUGGUCCCUGUCCUGUGUGCAGGAUCUGCCAGGGCGUCUGAUGAAGAGUCAACAGAAGAAGCGCUUGAGUUCUCACUCCAACACGCGAAAGCUAAAGGGUUCUGCAAGGUUGGGGAUGCCGUUGUGGCACUUCACCGUGUCGGGACUGCUUCUAUCAUCAAGAUCGUUACUGUCAAGUGAUUGAUUGAGAAGGGUUUCCACAUGAACUUUAUUUUGUUAUCUAUUAUUUUUUGCUCUUAUUUUUGGAAAAAAAUUCACAAGGGAAAGUUGGCUUUUGCUCCACAACAAACAAUCCUCCAAUUCUAGACACUACGUUACUGUUACCAAUUACUGGAGUAUUAUUUAUUAUUCUGUCCAGCCAAUUUUCCAACCUAGCAAAGCUGGAUUAUUGUUAUAUCCAUUAGCUUCUUUUUGCUGAUUGAACAGUGCAAGAAUAAUGUUGAGGUGAAUGAAGUUGGCUUGUUUACUAUCUCCG
Molecule: messenger RNA, 1978 nt
Organism: Cuscuta epithymum
Lineage: Eukaryota; Viridiplantae; Streptophyta; Magnoliopsida; Solanales; Convolvulaceae
Source: the annotation of a GenBank genome assembly